Molecule: messenger RNA, 661 nt
Organism: Arabidopsis arenosa
Lineage: Eukaryota; Viridiplantae; Streptophyta; Magnoliopsida; Brassicales; Brassicaceae
Source: the annotation of a GenBank genome assembly
CACUUAUUGAGAAGUGCAGCCUUUUAGCCAAAAAAACAAACAAGAAAACAAAAAUGGCUGAACAACAAGAUCACCACAAAGAGCUUCAGCUUUUACCUUCUCCACCGUCUACCGAAUCUCCGGUAAGGAAACACCGACCAACAGUUAUAACAACCGACCAUCACCACCACAACCGUUCCUCCUCCAUGAUCCAUCAUGAUCUUGACCUUAAACUCUCCAUCAGCCUCAGCUCGAUCUCAACCGCGGAGGAGCUUCCAAACGGUGGAGGAGGAGGUGUGGAGGCGCUGAAGUGGCAGGCGGCGGAGCAGAUAAGGCUUGCGGCUAUAGAGAAGGCUUACGCCGAGAGGGUUAGAGAGUUGACUCGCCGUGAGAUGGAGAUGGCUCAGUCUGAGUUUGCUCGUGCAAGGGUGAUGUGGCAGAAGGCAAGGGAAGAAGUGGAGAGAGCUGAGAGGUUGAAGGAGAGAUCAAUGACGAAGAUGGAUACGGCAUGCUUGGAGAUCACUUGCCACUCUUGCAGGCAAAGGUUUAGGCCAUAAUUUAAGUAUUCCUUUGUUUCUCUUAAUUAUUGUUAUUAUAAUGGAAAUUUGAAGAGAAAGAGAAUGUUGGUUCAAUUAGUUUGAGAAAAUAAUUUGGAAAAAAACAAGAAAGAAUUGUAUUCUUU